Molecule: messenger RNA, 4848 nt
Organism: Balaenoptera musculus (blue whale)
Lineage: Eukaryota; Metazoa; Chordata; Mammalia; Artiodactyla; Balaenopteridae
Gene: GNE
Product: glucosamine (UDP-N-acetyl)-2-epimerase/N-acetylmannosamine kinase
Exons: 12
Biological process (GO): UDP-N-acetylglucosamine metabolic process
Molecular function (GO): N-acylmannosamine kinase activity; UDP-N-acetylglucosamine 2-epimerase activity; hydrolase activity, hydrolyzing O-glycosyl compounds
Source: RefSeq, a predicted model, not a curated record
AAAACAACUGCCUCGUGCGGCGCUCGGCUUCCGAACUUUCGCGUGGCAGGCAGACGAGCCCCGCCGGGGCGGGACACUGGCCGGCCGCCCAGGGCUGUGCCACGACCACGGAAGGCGCCACCCCGCCCCGGCCUCCUCGCGCAGCCAAUCGCAGAAUUCCUCCCCGCUCACGUAAGGCGCGUCGGCAGAUUCGGGUGGAAACGCAGGGCGCGCGGGGUGUGCGGGGUGGGGGUCGAGGCGCGUCAUCGCCCGCGGGACCGAGUGGCGGAAGCCAAGGGGGCGGUCUCGCGCCGGCCUGCUUUCCGGCACGGCGCUCAGCUCUCGUCCGCAAGGCCCGGCGGCGGCAGCGGCGACGCGGGAGGAACGGCGGAGCGGCGCCUGGAACUCUAUUUUAAGAACCUCUCAAAAAGAAAAAAACAAGUCAUGGAGAAGAAGGAGAAUAACCGAAAGCUUCGGGUUUGUGUUGCUACUUGCAACCGUGCUGAUUAUUCUAAACUCGCCCCAAUCAUGUUUGGCAUUAAAAUGGAACCUGAGUUCUUUGAACUUGACGUGGUGGUACUUGGCUCUCACCUGAUAGAUGACUAUGGAAACACAUAUCGCAUGAUUGAACAAGAUGACUUUGACAUUAACACCAGACUACACACAAUUGUCAGAGGGGAAGAUGAGGCAGCCAUGGUGGAGUCAGUGGGCCUGGCCCUUGUGAAGCUACCAGAUGUUCUUAACCGCCUGAAGCCUGAUAUCAUGAUUGUUCAUGGAGACAGGUUUGAUGCCCUGGCUCUGGCUACGUCUGCUGCCUUGAUGAACAUCCGAAUCCUUCACAUUGAAGGGGGGGAAGUCAGUGGGACCAUUGAUGACUCUAUCAGACACGCUAUAACGAAACUGGCUCAUUAUCAUGUGUGCUGCACCCGAAGUGCCAGAGCAAACACCUGAUUCCAUGUGUGAGGACAUGAUCGCAUCUUGUUGGCAGGCUGCCCUUCCUAUGACAACUUCUCUCGCCAAGACAAAGACUACAUGAGCAUCAUUCGGAUGUGGUUAGGUGAUGAUGUAAAAUCUAAAGAUUACAUUGUUGCACUACAGCACCCUGUGACCACGGACAUUAAGCAUUCCAUAAAAAUGUUUGAAUUAACAUUGGAUGCACUUAUCUCAUUUAACAAGCGGACCCUAGUUCUGUUUCCAAAUAUUGAUGCAGGGAGCAAAGAGAUGGUUCGAGUGAUGCGGAAGAAGGGCAUUGAGCAUCAUCCCAAUUUUCGUGCAGUUAAACAUGUCCCAUUUGACCAGUUUAUACAGCUGGUUGCCCAUGCUGGUUGUAUGAUUGGGAACAGCAGCUGUGGGGUACGAGAGGUUGGAGCUUUUGGAACACCUGUGAUCAACCUAGGAACACGUCAGAUUGGAAGAGAAACAGGGGAGAAUGUCCUUCAUGUCCGGGAUGCUGAUACCCAAGACAAAAUAUUGCAAGCGCUGCACCUUCAGUUUGGUAAACAGUACCCUUGUUCAAAGAUAUAUGGGGAUGGAAAUGCUGUUCCGAGGAUUUUGAAGUUUCUCAAAUCUAUUGAUCUUCAAGAGCCACUACAAAAGAAAUUCUGUUUUCCUCCUGUGAAGGAUAACAUCUCCCAAGAUAUUGACCAUAUUCUUGAAACUCUGAGUGCCUUGGCUGUUGAUCUUGGUGGGACGAACCUCCGAGUUGCAAUAGUCAGCAUGAAGGGUGAAAUAGUUAAGAAGUAUACUCAGUUCAAUCCUAAAACCUAUGAAGAGAGGAUUAAUUUAAUCCUACAGAUGUGUGUAGAAGCUGCAGCAGAAGCUGUAAAACUGAACUGCAGAAUUUUGGGAGUAGGCAUUUCCACAGGUGGCCGUGUAAAUCCUCGGGAAGGAAUUGUGCUGCAUUCAACCAAACUGAUUCAAGAGUGGAACUCUGUGGAUCUCAGGACCCCCCUGUCUGACACUUUGCAUCUCCCCGUAUGGGUAGACAAUGAUGGCAACUGUGCUGCCCUGGCAGAAAGGAAAUUCGGCCAAGGAAAGGGCCUUGAAAACUUUGUGACACUUAUCACAGGCACAGGAAUUGGCGGGGGGAUCAUCCAUCAGCAUGAACUGAUCCAUGGCAGCUCCUUCUGCGCUGCGGAGCUUGGCCACAUUGUGGUGUCCCUGGAUGGGCCUGACUGUUCCUGUGGAAGCCAUGGGUGUAUUGAAGCAUAUGCCUCUGGAAUGGCCUUGCAGAGGGAAGCAAAAAAGCUACAUGAUGAAGACCAGCUCUUGGUGGAAGGGAUGUCAGUGCCAAAAGACGAAGCUGUGGGCGCACUCCAUCUCAUCCAAGCUGCGAAACUUGGCAAUGCAAAGGCCCAGAGCAUCUUGAGAACAGCUGGAACAGCAUUGGGUCUUGGGGUUGUGAACAUCCUCCACACUAUGAAUCCUUCCCUUGUGAUCCUCUCUGGAGUCCUAGCCAGUCACUAUAUCCACACUGUCAAAGACGUCAUCCGCCAGCAAGCUUUGUCCUCGGUUCAGGACGUGGACGUGGUGGUUUCGGAUUUGGUGGAACCCGCCCUGCUCGGCGCCGCCAGCAUGGUUCUGGACUACACGACUCGCAGGAUCUACUAGUCCUCCAAAGAGUGGACGUGGACCGAGAUUCAAGAGCUCCUUGGUGGAAUCAGGUUGUCUUCUAGAUGAGCAUUUCUUAAAAGACAAAUUUGGUAUUUCAAUUUAUUUGGCAGGCAACUUUGGCAGUUUCUGCUUUUAGUCUCCUCUUCCAAAGUCACUUUUCCCUGUUUUUGUAGAUGCUGCUCCUUGUGGGGUCAUUUCAGCUCAAACCUUGUCACAAUCUUCUGUGCCAAAAGGAGCUACAGUAGCAGCCGAGGAAGCCUUAUGACUCUGCUUAUUAGAUGUACCACUUAGACCUGCAGGCCUUGCUUGGGGUGUGACCUUGAUACUGGAGUUUGGAUUAUUAAUCCUGCCUCCUCUGACCCUAAGUUCAGAACACAGAAAGGGAGCCAGUCAGGGAAGAGAAGGAAAUCUCACCAUGAAGGGCUUAAUAAGUAAACCUUUCAAAAGCAGUUUUAUUGAGGUAUUUUUUAAAGUGCACAAUUUGGUUAAGUUUUGACAUAUAUAUACCUAUGAAACCAUGGCCACGAUAAGGACAUCAGGUGUAUAUAUCUCUCACCCCCAAACGUUACUUGUUGAAAGAUGUUAUUUGCUAUUACUCUCUCAGAAUCUUGAGCAACUUUAGAUCAGGGAUCUGAAUUACAGUGGCCUGAGUGACCUUGUCCUUAUCUUCUUAAGGCUAGCUGAGAAGCCACUAGGACUUACAGCCUCUGAAAGAUUAACCAUCCCAGAAGGAUCGUUGCUACUGACAAGCAGACACCUCUCCCUUCAAUAGCUUUUCAUACUAUGUUGAAUAUGACCCUGGAGUGUUGAUUAAGGCAGUGUUUGUUGUGUGUCAUACCUAGAGCCCACAUCUGUGAAUCUGGAUUCUGGCUAAAUAAGAUUUCCACGCUCGCAUUGGUGUCAAGAUAACAAAGGCCAAGGUUCUUGCUAUUAAUUUCAACCUGGAAGAAAUACUGAUAGCCACCAUUUAUUAAGUGCCUACUGUGUGCCAGGCUCUGAACUUGGUGCUUCAUAUGCAUUAUUCUAAAUUCUCACAACCAGUAAGGUAGGUGUUUUAAUUCCCAUUUUAUAGAACCCCAAACUAAGUCUUAAGUGGUGUGCCUAAAGCCGCGUGGCUAAUGAGUCUUAAAGACAGGGUUUGACCCGGGUCCCUCUGUGUUUUUUCUGCUAAGCCACACAAACCUCUCUUCAUAUCAAAAACUUCCAAAGUGCAAAUAUAUUCUAAUUUAUUCCAGGCUACCAAGAGCUUUCACAAGAAUAUCUCAUUACCAAAUGAAUCGAUUCAUCCUUGACACUAUCUCUCAGUGGUGAAUUUAAUAAAAUAUUCCUGUAUGCUGUGGAAAUUUUGUCAGUACAGUAUUUGGCCUAGUGACAGGUUUUUAUGGGUACUUUUAGAUGACCUAAAAAAGGACAUGCAUAUGUUUUUCAGAUUGUUUAUUAUUUUAGGAAAACCUGAAGGUUUCUACAACAUUAUUUCAGUGUUCACAUAUAAAAUGAAGGAAUCAAGUUUGCAUUUGAAUUACUUCCUUCCUGGUGGGUUAAUGUGAAAAGAUAGGUUGGCUGAUUCUUAGAACUCUGUCAGCUCUGAAAUAAUCUCCAGGUCCUAGCUGAUUCCUGGAAAGGAAGCUAGUUGGCUUGGCCAUCAGUGUCUGGGGCGGGUCGGUAUACCGUGAAGGGGCAUCAGCUGUUCUUUGACAAAACCUACAACCACUGUAUACACCAGACAGUUGCACUGCUACCAAGUUUCAUACCAAAUAUUUGGAAGGAUGGUAUUGAAUCUAAAACCAAAUCUUAGUUUUUAUUAAAUUCAUGGAAAGGCUAAUAUAUUCCAACAUAAUUAUUACAUAUAGAUAAAUGAUCACAUCUUAAUUUAUUUUAAUGUAAAUAUUUUUAUGUUACUGUUCUGAGCCAAAUUCUAAAAAAAUAAAUGUAUUUCCUUGUGGAAAUCCUGCCACUUUUGUAUUUUGUUUUGUUCUUAAUUAACUCAUUAGCUAAAAGCAUUCCCCUUCCCAAAAGAGAUUUGUUGUGCUCCUUACUUUCUGAAGGUCAUAUAACUUAAGGCAUUUAAUAAUUGAUUUAACAACCACCCCACCAAAAAACUUUGUUAAUAGAAAGCAUUGUUAUAUAACUUUAAAAUAUAUAUAUAUUGCAAAAUGAUCACCACACUGUCUAGCUAAUAUCGUCACAAUACAUAGUUAAGGGUUUUUUUCCCUUGUGAUGAGAACUUUUAAGAUCUACUUUCAUAGCAACUUUCAA